AUGUGGAUGAAAUUGCACGCGAUUUAUAAACAGCAGACGAAGCGAGCGUCUCACACAGUUCAAUCGGAAUUUUUCAAUUUCGGCAUGGAUCUGUCUGACGACAUGGUGACUCAUAUAGCUAAAUUUGAGGGUCUAGUUCUACGUAUGCAGCAGUUGAAUGUGAAGCCUGACGAAUCGUCAUUAGUCGUGAAAUUAAUAGACACGCUACCGGAAGAGUAUAAAAGUCUGCGUCAAGCAUGGAAUCUUGUGCGAAAGAUAGUGUAUGAUUGCGUACAAUAUUUUCUUAAUAAACCACAACAAGCACAAGCGAUUAUGGGUGAAUUGCCCACACAUAGAGUAACGUUGACAGCUCCAUUUCAUGCUACAGGCGUAGAUUAUGCCGGACCUUUUUUAUUGAAGGAUAAAAGAGGUCGAGGUUGCAAAACAAUUAAGAGUUACGUGUGCGUCUUUGUUUGUUUUGCCACAAAGGCUAUGCAUCUAGAAUUGAUUUCGGAUCUAACAAGCGAAGCAUUCAUUGUCGCGCUGAGACGUUUUGCAUCUAGACGGAAAAAGCCUGCCCACAUACAUUCAGAUAAUGGUACUAAUUUUGGGGGAGCAAAUCGUGAGCUCAAAGAAUUAGGAAAAUUCUCCAGAUGGCAAUUGGUGCAGCAAUUACAACAGCACUUCUGGAAUAGAUGGAGCAAGGAAUACUUUGCCGAAUUACAGCAAAGAAUGAAAUGGGGGCAGACAUCUCAAGAUGUAAAAGAAGGAACGAUAGUACUUAUCAAAAACGAGAAUCUACCACCUCUAUGA
Molecule: messenger RNA, 792 nt
Organism: Wasmannia auropunctata (little fire ant)
Lineage: Eukaryota; Metazoa; Arthropoda; Insecta; Hymenoptera; Formicidae
Exons: 3
Coding region: 1-792 (263 amino acids)
Molecular function (GO): nucleic acid binding
Source: RefSeq, a predicted model, not a curated record